AUGUCGGCCACCCAUGGCAUGCUCAUCUACAACAACGACAUCACGGCUGACAGCCUGGUGGACACGAAGGGCACCCGCAAGAUCACAGAGGAGGUCUCAAGCAAGAUGCCGAAUUCAUCACUGUUUAAAUUGGAGAAGGAGGACCACACACUAGCAAACAUUCUGCGUAUGAAGCUGCACGAGAAUUCGCUGGUGCACAUUGCAGGUUACCGUGUGCCUCACCCCACGCAGCACCGUGUGGAGCUUCGGGUGCAGACAUCUGCCGACGGCUCGGGCCGUCCGAUUCCUACGCCGAAAGACGCUCUGCUGGAGGCGAUCGAUGCGUGCAUGCAGGAUCUGCAAACAUUUGAGGAACAGCUCCGCAGAGAAGCACAGUCGAAGGGCCUGGUGGCAGAGUAG
Trypanosoma grayi is the source of this 399-nucleotide messenger RNA. Its product is annotated as putative DNA-directed RNA polymerase II. Gene Ontology annotation, biological process: transcription by RNA polymerase II. Gene Ontology annotation, cellular component: RNA polymerase II, core complex; RNA polymerase III complex; RNA polymerase I complex. Bases 1 to 399 code for a protein of 132 amino acids. The record is from RefSeq and is a predicted model, not a curated record. The transcript has a single exon. Gene Ontology annotation, molecular function: protein dimerization activity; DNA binding. NCBI's taxonomy places the organism in Eukaryota, Euglenozoa, Kinetoplastea, Trypanosomatida, Trypanosomatidae.